AUGCCCAGAUUUCGCGUUGCAAUUUGUGGAGGAGGCAUAGGCGGACUGUGUCUCGCCGUAGCCCUGUCCAAAUAUCCCGAUAUUCGAGUCGAUAUAUAUGAAGCCGCAGAACGGUUCAAAGAGAUCGGUGCCGGUGUGAUGAUAUGGUCAAGGACUUGGAGGAUUCUCCAACUACUUUGUCUAGCGGAUCAGUUCUCCGCGGUUGCCCACGCUCCGCCUGAUGGAUCUUUGGGCAAGUGCGACAACUUGUCGUCAUUCGCCGUCGCUCUGAUGUGCGGGUAUGGCUGUAUCCGGUUCCACCGGGCGCACUUCCUCGAUGUCUUUGUGGACAACCUGCCGCCCGACGUUGCUCACUUCGGCAAACGGGUGACCUUUUACUGCGAAUCCCCCUCUACAUCUCCCUAUUCGGCGAUCGAGCUCACAUUUUCGGACGGUACCCGGGCCACGUGCGACGUUCUCAUUGGAUGUGACGGCAUCAAGUCCUUGGUGCGGAAGCAAAUGUACGAACAGCAUGCCGUGAGCGAUCCUCGAUUGCUGGGGUUCAUCGAUCCAGUAUGGAGUGGUACCAUCGCGUAUCGUGGUUUGAUACCGAAGGAAGAACUCUCGACAUCACACCGUGCCAUCGACCGACCAAUGAUGUACUGCGGCAAGAGCAAGCACGUCGUUGGUUAUUCGAUUGCGGCAGGAAGCAUCGUCAACGUUAUCACGUUCGCAAGUGAUCUUAACAAAGAACACACUCCCUACGACGACGUAUGGGUCAAGGAGUGCCCUAAGGAAGAACUCCUCGACUGCUACAAAGGUUGGGAGGCCGACGUGCAGGAAUUGCUGACAGCGAAAGCCCCGACGAAAUGGGCGUUGCACGCAUUGAGGCCGCUUCCUUUCUACGUGUCUGGGCGUGUUGCCCUUCUGGGGGAUGCGGCUCACGCGAUGCUACCUCAUCAAGGUGCUGGUGCUGGGCAAGCCAUUGACGAUGCAUACUUGCUUGCUUCUAUCCUGGGCAACAGAUCGACCACUAUAUCCACCCUUCCUGCUGCAUUACAAGCCUAUCAAACCAUCCGACUGCCCAUGGCAAACCACGUCCUAGAACAGUCGCGGGUGUCAGGCAUGAUGUAUGCUUUUAUAACUAGUCCGCUCUCGUGGUGA
Punctularia strigosozonata HHB-11173 SS5 is the source of this 1143-nucleotide messenger RNA. RefSeq names its product FAD/NAD(P)-binding domain-containing protein. The record is from RefSeq and is a predicted model, not a curated record. NCBI's taxonomy places the organism in Eukaryota, Fungi, Basidiomycota, Agaricomycetes, Corticiales, Punctulariaceae. The coding region runs from base 1 to 1143 and encodes 380 amino acids. Gene Ontology annotation, biological process: secondary metabolite biosynthetic process. The transcript is spliced from 9 exons. Gene Ontology annotation, molecular function: FAD binding.